AUCACACAAACGGAUCUGUCUCGACAUCAAUUUGCAUUUCUUUCUGCCUGUGAAACCGCAGUCGGUGUCUUGAGUACACCCGACGAAGUGAUACAUCUGGCAGCUGGCCUGCAAUUCGCCGGGGUUAAGAGUGUCGUUGGGACAUUAUGGAAGGUCAAUGACAGUACCAUGCAGCGCUUAGUCGAAGCGUUCUACAAAAACUUUUGUGGGGAUGGCACGAUGAAUUCAAAACGCGCCGCCCGGGCACUGCACCGAGCGGUCCAGUCUUUGGCUUGUGACACGGACAUACCCUUGGACCAGCACAUAGUAUUUGUGCAUAUUGGCAUAUGA
Molecule: messenger RNA, 330 nt
Organism: Suillus plorans
Lineage: Eukaryota; Fungi; Basidiomycota; Agaricomycetes; Boletales; Suillaceae
Product: CHAT domain-containing protein
Exons: 1
Source: RefSeq, a predicted model, not a curated record